Molecule: messenger RNA, 2171 nt
Organism: Patiria miniata (bat star)
Lineage: Eukaryota; Metazoa; Echinodermata; Asteroidea; Valvatida; Asterinidae
Product: translationally-controlled tumor protein homolog
Exons: 5
Coding region: 107-646 (179 amino acids)
Cellular component (GO): cytoplasm
Molecular function (GO): calcium ion binding
Source: RefSeq, a predicted model, not a curated record
GACUCAUUUCCUAUAACACAAAAAAUAAUAGGCCCUUUUUAUCCCCGUGAUAUCUAACGUUGGAGGGUAUUUUCGCCGGUGGAAGUAAUCCGCAAAAUCCUUCAAAAUGCUAGUCUUCUUGGACAAAAACUUUGCUGAUGACCACAAGGAGCUGUUUACUGAUGUCAACAAGUUCACAUUGAUAGACGACGUCAUUUAUGAAGUGGAUGGAAAAACUGUCACCGAAAAAUUUGACAGCAGUGCAGUGAAUACCGGUGCCAAUGCCUCAGCAGAAGAAGCCGAAGAAGGCGCCGAGGACGGAAGCACGCGGGGACCAGACUUCGUCCUUGCCUGUCGACUCAAGAAACUAGACAAUCCCUUUUCCAAGAAAGAAUAUCUCACAUACCUAAAGAACUACCUGAAGACGCUGGACUUCCCAGAAGAUCAGAAGAAGGAACUCCAGGCCAAAAUCCAGAAAUACAUGCUCACCAACGUUUUCCCGGAUAAGAAGAAGUUUGCCGAAUUUGAGCAGUACGUAGCCGAGGAGUUGUUCGUUGAUCUGACGACGCAGCCGUACCCCAUGAUCUGUUUGUUGAAUUACCGAGAAGACACAGAUGCCCCGUAUAUGGUGGUUUUCAAGCACGGCUGUUUGGAACAGAAGCUUUGAUGCCAUGAUGGGGAUAUUCUCCACGCACUGCUUCAGACCAGAAAAGAAUUCAUAUCUAUUAAAGAGCUACAGCAUCUCCGAAUGGUUAGGUGACACAGAAUAAAACUUGGAUUAGACAUGUAAUAUGCGAUGUAAUAUACAAAUUAACCCACGAAUCCACCACCCCUUUCUCAACAUAAAUUGUAUUUGUGUAUACUAAACACUUGUAUUUUGAUUUGAAAGUGGGUAGGUGGUAUUUUGUCACCUAAUUACUGGAAAUUGUCCGAUGUCCUGCAGCAAAACUGUGAAAAGCCUUUUUUGUUUCCUUCCGAAUCCAGACCGUAUCUUAAAUAUGCUAUUUAUUGAUAAAUUUUUACCCCCUCAUAAUCAGAGUACAUUUCUGUGAAUAAUUAAGACAUCAUAGACAAAGAAGUGUAUGAAACCAGCUGGUAAAUGCUGAUGAUCGUUCGGCAAGCGAGGUUGGAUUGUUGUUUUCGUUUCAGUAGAAAUUGUAAAUCAUGAAAAUUUGUGUCUAUUGGGUUUCAGUUGUACAGUGGAACGCCUCUAUAACGAACAUCACCGGAUCAACAAAAAUUGUUCGUAAUAGCGAUCGUUGGGUAUGGCGAUUUUAAGCUGCUGGUGCUGCACUCUGGUUAUGACGUACAAAUAGUACCCUUCAGAACUUUAGCUUGCACGCCCUGGUAGUUACUGAAAGACGACUUUGAACACGUGCCGACUAUUGAAUUAUGUAAUUGCGCAGUUUUUUAAUUUACUACCUACACCAACUGGUGGCUUUCCCCUCCUAUUCCUUGAGGAAAUAAUAACCACUUGUCGCUCUUCUGUGGACAUUUUUCAACCAUAAUGUUGGGUGCGUUUUGUACACAAAAAUCAGGAGCCAAGGACGAUGUUCGGUAUAACGGUGUUUGGUGUAGCGACGUUCCACUGUUCUACAAUUGUCAUUGGUAUGUUAUCUUCUAAUUGCUGUAGUUUAAUAUCUGCGCGGCCAAAAUAUAUACAUGCGUUAGUGAAUCAACUCUUCAUUCAAUUGCUUUGAGCAAUACUACCUCUAACUGCUCGAUGUACCAUGAAGCUAUCGGAAUUGACCUAUCGCGGUAGAAUCGCGUUAGAAUCACGUCAACGCAGCAUGUGAAAUACUGUCCAAUUAUAUGAUAUACAGUUGGACUCCCAACAGUUGGACGAAGCUUUGAGCCAAAAAUAACAUUCAAUGUGCACCAUGAUUUUAAAUCUGCAUAGUUGUACAUUGUAUAGCCUUGUGGUCCGUAAUAUACAAUUCAGCAUACAUUUGAGGAUUUAUUGACGUUUUGAUGAACGCAAUUUUCAUCAUGUAUUUAUUAUAUUAAGAAAGGAUUUAAAAAAUGAUGGCCCAGUGGUACGUGAAUGCUUGUGUUUUAAACCCUUCGCUAUAAAUAAUCGUCAUGUAAGCUUAAGUUCAUUUGGAAUUGCUGUCAUUUAGGGCUAAUAUAUCACUCUGCUAUGAAAUAAAAUCUUCAUUUGAGAAAUUGAUCUCAAAAUAUUUGCAAUUACA